AUGACCGAUCCAUGUCUGCCCGACUUCUGGAGCAGGCACUACCGGCCCAUGCCUGGUUUUAUUGCCAUGCUUGCAAUGUUCGUGGUGGUUUCAAUAGAAAUGUUCUUCGCGGGCAAAGGAGCAGGACAUAGUCAUGGCAGUGAAUGGGACGGGGUACCAGAGGCACCCCGAAGCGCACCGUCGCGGAGAGGCGAGUCGUCCCAGGGUAAUGGCCAUAUAUCACUCAAUCAGUUGGACACACCCCUCACGCCAUAUAGCGAUGGCACCCCAAAGCCCCAGAACUCUACAUCUAGUGACUCGGAUUCAGAGGAUGAUCUCGAUGCCCUGGAUCCGAUAGCAGACGAAUCUGCGACUCUCAACCACCCUCACAAAAGGAAACUGUCAGAGUACGACGACAGCGCACUGCAUCGACAUGCAGCUCCCUCAGACGAAAAUCCUCAGAGACUGUUUCUUCAGUGUUUGCUUCUCGAGGCAGGCAUUUUAUUCCACAGCAUCUUUAUUGGCAUGGCCGUUUCUGUCGCCACGGGAACCCAAUUUGUGGUGCUAUUGAUCGCGAUAUGUUUUCAUCAAACCUUCGAAGGGUUUGCAUUGGGAGCCCGGAUCGCAGCACUAAUACCCAAAUUGUUUGAUGCGAGCAGUCCAAAGCCGUGGUUGAUGGCGUUGGCCUAUGGAGCUACCACACCAAUUGGUCAGGCAAUUGGAAUUUGGAUGCGAGAACUAUACGACCCUGCUUCGAAGGUAGGAUUGCUGAUGGUGGGAAUCACGAAUGCCAUCAGCAGUGGAUUGUUGUUGUUUGCUGGACUUGUCCAGCUUAUUGCCGAAGACUUUCUCAGUGAGAAAAGCUAUGUCACUUUGAAAGGCCGUCGGAGGAUUGAAGCCUGUCUUGCUGUUGGAUUAGGUGCGCUUCUCAUGGCUAUUGUCGGAGCGUUUGCAUAG
Messenger RNA from Exophiala xenobiotica, 936 nucleotides. RefSeq lists its product as uncharacterized. Bases 1 to 936 code for a protein of 311 amino acids. Gene Ontology annotation, cellular component: plasma membrane. Gene Ontology annotation, molecular function: zinc ion transmembrane transporter activity. The record is from RefSeq and is a predicted model, not a curated record. Gene Ontology annotation, biological process: zinc ion transmembrane transport. The transcript has a single exon. NCBI's taxonomy places the organism in Eukaryota, Fungi, Ascomycota, Eurotiomycetes, Chaetothyriales, Herpotrichiellaceae.